This is a messenger RNA of Rubroshorea leprosula, 1110 nucleotides long. The record is from the annotation of a GenBank genome assembly. NCBI's taxonomy places the organism in Eukaryota, Viridiplantae, Streptophyta, Magnoliopsida, Malvales, Dipterocarpaceae.
ACCUCCCAAGAAAAAUUUGAAGUCCCAACCAAAACAAUUUUGUUCUCUUAAUCCCCAAUCCUCCUUCUUUUUGCCUCUUUUGCAAUCAUCUCCAUCUCUAUUUCCAUCGCCUCCCAUCUCCAUCAACUCCUUCGAUUCCUUCAAUUUUUCAAACAAUUGCAUAAGUUAGAGAAGUAGCCCAUGCAAUUCAUUAUCUCCAUCAACUCCCAUCUCCAUCGACUCCUCUGAUGCCUCUAAUUUCACUGCAAUUCAUCAUGUAACCCUUGCUUCUUUGAAGGACAGUAAGUGCUUUGUUUUCUUACUAAGCUCUAUCUACCCAAAAAAGUCAGAAAAAAUCUUACUCCUAUAUUAUCUUUGAUUACAAGAAUUAAGAUGAAUUCUUCUCCAAUAUUACAACAAAUAUCUCAAGAUGAAAUUGAUGGGAACAACUGCUCAAUUUUACAAGCAGUAAAUGACAACAAUGAUAACUUCUUAACUGUACAAGUGGAUGAUCUUGAGGAAUUAGAAGAGAUUUCUACUAGUACUGCUAUGGAAAUUGAAGGACGCAAAAUGUUGGGUGAAGAUGACAUUAUUAGUGGGAUGCCUCGUAAAGCUACUUAUGAUGAGAUGACCACAUAUGAUGUUAGUUAUGGGUUUGGGGGCAAGUUUGAUUCACACUUUGUGCAAUGUGGUCCAUUCAAGGAGGAGUUUGCUUGUACUUGUGGGAAGUUUGAGACUAAUGGAAAACAAGUGUCACAAAGUACAACUCAUAUUAGAAGGCGGACUUGUAGUACAUGUGGUAUCAAAGGUCAUGAUUCUAGGAUUUGUGAAAAGACAAAAGAAAAGGUCAUAGAAGAUGGAAAUGCAAGUCAGUUACCCUAUGCAAAGGAAUGAUUGUUAUGAUAGAGUAACCAUUGAGCUUAUUUUGUAAAGAAUUGGAGCUUAUUUUGUUUAGUAUUAGGUUUGUUUUGGAUAUGAACUAAGUUUACUUUGUGAAGUUUAUAGAAAUUUGCAAUGAGCUUACUUUGUGAAGUUUAUAGUUACAGCUUACUUGUGAAGCUUAUAGAAAUUUGCAAUGAGCUUACUUUGUGAAGUUGUGCUUUAUGAAGUUUAUAAAAAUUUGUAAUGCAC